AUGCUGCUGUCAGCUGUGUGUGUGAUGCUCAACCUGGCGGGCUCCAUCCUGUCCUGCCAGAACGCUCAGCUGGUCAAUUCUCUGGAGGAGUGUCAGCUGUGUGGAUGUGUGUUCUCCCCUCCUCCCCCCCAGCUCAAGUUUGACAGCGAUGGAGUGUGUGUGUGCUGCGAGCUGCAGCAGCAGAGUACGAGCUGCAACAACCUGGGAGAGACGCUGAAACUGAACCCGCUGAGGGACUGCAACACCAUCCGCCUGCGUCUCAAGGAGCUGCUGUUCAGCGUAUGUGCCCUUAAUGUCAUAUCCACCAUCGUGUGCGCUCUCGCUACUGCCAUGUGCUGUAUGCAGAUGGUUUCGACUGAUGUGCUGCAGAUGUUUAUGCCGCACAGAGCGCGAGCUCUAAAUGCUGACUGUAUGACCCCCCACGGAACAAUCCUCCACCAAACACUGGACUUUGAUGAGUUCAUUCCUCCCAUUCCCCCUCCACCAUACUACCCCCCAGAGUACACCUGCACCCCCUCAAUGGAUGGACAGAGAGGCAUGCACCUGGACUUCCCCCAUUCUCCCUUCAGUGCCAUCUACGGGGUUCCUAUCAACAGUCCAGGGACACUGUACCCAACUGACCUGCCUCCUCCGUAUGAGUCUGUGGUGGGACAUACCCCGGCCAGCCAGGUCACUAUCAGCAUGGAGCAGCAGGCCACUGAAUCCAGUCUGUGUGAGAGAAACGCAGCUGCAGGAUUCAGUACUCAGGCCUCGGUGGACAGUGCAUCACUGAUGGUGUCAGAGGUGGCUGAUCAGGACCAGACUUGCUCCUCAGAGGACUUGUGCUCUCUGGAGGUCCAGGGCUCCGACUCCUCCCCCUAUGGCGUGCUCCACCCAGCUCCCGUCGAUGGAAGCUGCAACAGUCUGGAACUCUGUACCCGUGACCAUCGUGGCCUGCCUAACACUGAUGCUUGCCCAAGUGAUACAGGUUACAGUGAGUCCUCACACACACAGGAUUCUCUGGAGCGCUCCCCUGACUGGUCCUCAGAAAACUUCAGCAAUCUGGAGCAGGAGGAUUCCACGGACAACGCACAUCCAUGUCGGGAACUUAGGCCCGCAAUGCACUUAUGUGACGAGCUUGCCUCAGCCAAGCAUUUACCGGAGGAGCCACCGAAAGCAUCAACGCACUCCCUCGUUAAGGCACGGAUGAUGAGCCGGAAGCUCACGCUCCCUGUUACGCUCCCCCCACCACCUCAGCCGUGUUCCCCCACCUCCGUGGCCUCCUCUGGUGGAACUUCCGGCAUCAGUCCUAUGGCUCCUUCUCCUUCCCCUUCCCCUCCUAGCAGGCCACGCGGCCCCAGGCUGUGUUUUAGUGUUUGGUCACCUUCCUCCGCAUCGCAACCCCCCUCUACCUCAGCCCAAAGUGGCUACUCGCCAUCAGAGAGGCCUCGGGUGCUCCGAGCAGCCAGGAGAUACCGCAAACUGGCACGCAUCGUCCGUUCGACCAGUGACCCUAUCUCCUGCACCUCUACCACAGGAAGAGAGAAUUGUGGCUGCGCCUCAGCAAAUACCCCUGCUGCUGAAGAUUCAACUCAUACAUCACCAGAGCAAGAGCCAACCGAAAUUACAUCGGUGGUCGUCGGAGCUAAACCCAGUCACACAAGUGUCAGGAAGCAGCAAAAGGAGGGCAGGAAAGUUGACAUCCACCUGAAGUCCCGCACCAUGCACACACACUCCUCCCACGAACGCCCACACCCCCUGGCUGACUUUAAGAUGUACAAAGACACCAAAGUACUGGUGGCCAAGUUUCUGGAGCAUUCGAACUGCAGUCUACCUCCUGAAGUCCAGCAGGUUGUCAACAACAUCAAGUGUGUCAUCAAGUUGGAUGAGAAACACAUGGAGGAGGCCAUUUUUAGUGCCAAUGUCAUAGAUCAGGUGAUGACCCAACGUGUCAUUGGCAGUCCCAGAAAGCGUGGCCAUGAGGACCUUCACCUUCAGAGCUGCGGUGCUUUGAGUUCCCCUUCCAUGCGCCGUCCAAAACACCUCCCACAAACCACCAGCACCCCCACCAACCCACUGGACUCCCCCUCCUCUGAACAAAGCCUUGAGUGCAAAGAAACAAUUCUCUGACCACUCUCCCAACAAGGACUCAAGUCAAAACUCUGAGAGCAUUUCAGGAUGAUGGUGUUGCAGACCCCCCCCACCUCAUUUGCUGUGCAGCAGAUGUCUGUAGAGUAAUGGACAACUCUUCCAGCAUUGAAGGAUCAUUUAUUCUCAAUAUGUGACUGCAGCACAGGCGCACUGAAAUGGCAUCCUACUGUAUCUCCUAGUGCCCUGUGAGACUGUGCCAAGUCAUCAGCAGAAAUGGUAGCAAACUCAGACUGAGCCUGCCAGUGUCUGUGUCCAGUGGCUUGUUUCUCAUCAGAAAAACAAAAGAAUGUUUCUCCCUCAGGGGAUCUUUUCUACUUUGUAUCAUCUCUUAAAAAAAGAAACAAACAGCUAAGUACUACUAAGGUAAGUUUGGAUGUGUCACUCAAAGACAAAGGAGAUUGCGUCAUCAGUAUUCCUAAGAAAUAUGUUUGUAUUAAACUGUGAAUUGAGCGGACAGGGCGUUACUCGCCAUUGUUUGCAGACUUUGUGGAAUUGUAUACUGACGGUGAAUAUUUUGUGGUGUCGCUGGUUCAAGAACAUCACAGAUGUUGAUUAUUUAACUUACCUCAUUGUGUUACAAUUCUUCUUAGUGUUACAAUAAAAUAUGAGUUUGUAUCUCGUGGUUUGUGUUCUUACUUUUCUUUGGAUCAUAUGUCAACUGUAUGUGUAAAGAUUUUGAACAUUUAGUCACAUGGAACAGGACUGGCCAACAUAAUAUAAUUUUGGUGAAACUAUAAUAUGUUUUUUAUUCAAUAGAGUGGUGAGAGGACAGCGGGUGGCUGAUAUUGUUUUUUGUGCAUUUACAUGUCUGUGGAAAUAUUUUGUCAAUGCAAUAGCAAGAUGCAGUCAUGAAGCUUUACAGCUGUGUGAACAAAAUGAAGGAUGUGUUUGAAGACGGGCGUAGUUGGAGCAAGGGUGCGGAGAGUAGGGGGGAUGGAAGUGGGGAAGGGGCCAUUGGCCCCUGAUGUGAUCCCAUCAAAAUAUGUUUUUUAAUCAUAAGUAAUCUUUAAAUACAUGACAUAAGACUGCAUGAAGACAGUUAGGUUUAGAUUGAGAUUACAGUCCCCGAUGUUAAUGUUUUCAAUAAAAAUGACACAAUUGUAUUUUUUUGCAAAGAAAAUAAAUGGUAUCUUCAUUAGAUAACCAGAGGCAAGUGUUUGAGUGUACAUCCUUGUUUUUUUCUGCCGCUGAUAUGGUAUAACCUGGAGCCUACUUCAAUUUGUAAGUGAGGCUCCA
Messenger RNA from Pseudoliparis swirei, 3366 nucleotides. RefSeq names its product family with sequence similarity 189 member A1 (gene entrep2). The record is from RefSeq and is a predicted model, not a curated record. The coding region runs from base 1 to 2109 and encodes 702 amino acids. The transcript has 10 exons. Lineage: Eukaryota; Metazoa; Chordata; Actinopteri; Perciformes; Liparidae.